Molecule: messenger RNA, 2403 nt
Organism: Candidula unifasciata
Lineage: Eukaryota; Metazoa; Mollusca; Gastropoda; Stylommatophora; Geomitridae
Source: the annotation of a GenBank genome assembly
AUGAAUAUGUCAAAAUUUAAGAAUACAUACGAGAUCGGUCGUCGCCUCGUCUAUCAAGGCCCGCGCCAGACAGUGGGAAACCAGGCUGUCAUGUGCGAAAAAUUGGCUACUGGAAAAUUUGAAAUAAAUAGGGAAAACAGACACCCCAGGAGGAGGAAGAGUGGGAGGGAGAGCAAAAAGAACUCAGACAGCACAGCAAAAAAUACACAGAUGCUCAAUAUUCUGCAGCUGAACAUCUGUGGAAUAAGAAAUAAGAAACUUGAACUUGCCAAACUGCUAAACAACCACAGGGUACACGUGGCUGCCCUACAAGAAACCCUGCAUAAAGACUCUGAUCUGCAUCUCACUGGAUAUACUAGUUAUGCCUGUAAGUGCAAUGACUGCCGGGGCAUAGUGACCUAUAUCAGAAAUGACAUACAAGGAGAUGUAACAAUGCUGUCGACAUCUCACCCUACAGAUGUGCAAAAAAUAACUAUCUGGCACAAUGGAAGCAAAUACACGAUAUACAACGUGUACAGCCCACCCCAGACAACAUGCAACAUACCAGAACUAUACAAGACACAGUACCAUAAAACCCUUCUUGUUGGUGACUUCAACGGACACUCGCCACGUUGGGGUUACCCUGACUACAAUAGCACAGGGAAGUACAUCGAAGAUACUUGUGAAACAACUAACCUAUUAGUGCUGCAGGACACAGAGUCUACACCUACACUGUUACACAGGGCCCACCUAUCUCUCAGCAGACCAGACCUGACCAUCUGCUCAUCCGACUUAGCAGACGCAAGCUAUCCCCAAGUCCUGGACGACAUAGGAAGUGACCACAAACCUAUACUCACAACUGUAAGCACCACCCCUAAAUUACGCUUCAAGCAGAGAACUCGUUGGAAUUUCCGAAAAGCAAACUGGAAACUAUUUCAGGAAACAUCUGACUGCCUCCUGGGAAGAAUUGACAACAGCUGUGUGGAAACUUUUUGUGAAGACAUAACACAAGCAAUCCUGAAUGCAGCGUCGAAAGCCAUCCCAAGGGGCAGCCGGAAGGCAUAUAAACCUUUUUGGAAUCAAGAAAUUCAAAAUACUAUAUCUGAAAGGAAUAAAGCAAGAAUAUUUCUCGAAACUGCACGUUCAACAGAAGCAAAGAUCCAAUACAAUAAAGCAUGUGCCAGAGUAAAGCUUGUAGUUAAUAAGGCUAAAAGAGAUAAAUGGACAGAAACUUGCUCCAACUUAGACCUUAGACAGAAUGGAAAUAAAGCAUGGACUUUAGUUAAAAACCUCUCCGGAGAAAGUAGAAGGGUGAACCCAAAACCAGUGACAGAUGGGAGUAAGACAAUCACUGAAGACAAGAAGAAAGCAGAACAUUUCAAUCAUUAUUUUGCCUCGGUUAACAGAGCAGGUAAGCUGUCAGAACUCGAUAGAACACAGCUCUCUCAGUUGAAGAAACAAGAGAGAGAAACCAAACAGUCCGACCCAAUCGCUCUUAUGAACUCAUCACUAAAGACUGUUGAUUCUUACCCCCAAGAAUGGAUACAUGUCUAUACUGAUGGAUCAGCAUUUAAAGCUACCAUUAAAGCAGGUUACGGAAUCUACAUAGGUUAUCCCGAUGGAUCUGUUGAAGAGAUUUUUGAUGCAUGCGGGGAAUUCUGUUCAAACUAUGAAGCUGAAAUAAUUGCACUGGAAACAGCCGUAUACCACCUAAAGACUGUAAUGGAUGUUUACCCCUCAAAGGUCCAAAAUAUUGUCAUCUUCACAGAUUCAAUGUCUGCCCUUCAAGCUCUGGAGGGCAAUGAACGCUGCAGAACUGACAUAGCCAAGAUAAUCCUGGAUGCCGAUCAGCUUAUUACCUCAUACAACAUCAGAAUAGUGAUGCAGUGGAUUCCAGGUCACUCCGGCACACCAGGUAAUGACAGAGCUGACAGAUUGGCAAAGAAAGGAGCAACACAAGAACAACCACCUACAGCGACAACCCUCCAGACAGCAAAAACACUGAUAAGAGCUAUAAACAAAGAGACUUGGUUGAACAGAUGGGCCAUGGGAGACACUGGAAGAGAGGUUUAUAGACAUAUGUCUGGCCCUGAUCCUAAUGACAGCAUUAACCAUCUAACAAGAAGGGACCAGGCCACCAUCUUCAGACUUAGAACGCAACAUACUCCACUCAAUGGACACCUAAACAGAAUACAGCCACAACACUCCCCAGAGUGCCAGCUAUGUAACUACCCCUACGAAACUGUUGAACACCAUCUCUUUGAGUGCCCAAAACUCAGUGAGACAAGAAGAACGCUACUCCCUCCGAGACCAGACAAGUGGAACACCUUGUACGGAGGAAAAGAACAGCUUGUGAAAACAUGCAAAUUCCACUACAUGGCAUUGGGCCAAAGGGCGAAAGCUCAUGCGCCGCUGGAUCGAUAA